Pomacea canaliculata is the source of this 4140-nucleotide messenger RNA. RefSeq names its product mucin-5AC-like. The transcript is spliced from 4 exons. The coding region runs from base 634 to 2682 and encodes 682 amino acids. NCBI's taxonomy places the organism in Eukaryota, Metazoa, Mollusca, Gastropoda, Architaenioglossa, Ampullariidae. The record is from RefSeq and is a predicted model, not a curated record.
UAUUUGUGCUUCUUUUACUCAGUUAUUUCCUUUUCGUAAGAUUUUGACAGACUUUUAAAACAAACUUUUUGGUCCUGGACAUUGUCAAACAUCACUUUAAUAAUAUUCAUUAUGGUUCUUUGAUAUAUUUCUGUCUACUUUUCUGUACAUUAUGGUUGUCUCCUUCUGUAAUUUUGUUACCAAUUCAAAAAAUAUGUUUCUUACUAAACAGCAGAACUGAUAAAAAGAACAUGUCUCCUUCCAGCAAAGUGCGAUUUUGUCAUGAAGAUCCCUCAAAGUGGUCGCUGGACAUGUUUGGUCCGGUGUGAGACUAUUAUCUCGAGCAGUGAGUAUUACUGCCUAUAUAUUAUAGGAUGGGCGGGGCAGCGGGCCUGAUCUCACGCUCUUUCUGUCGUGUAAAAAACAGUUUAGUAGUUAGGUGUUAACUGAAUCCUGUUGACUCCAGACGAACUCUCGGCCUUCCGCAGUAAAGAGUGCCAGAUGACUGGGAGCUGUAAAUGUAGAAGCCUGUGUCGGGCUCAGUAUGUUGUGUGGAUUGGAAGAUACACGCUUCAAUGAUGUUGUUUCAAGCUGGUCACAUGUUGUUGAACAUUAAUUGUGUUUGAUAUUAUUAUCGCUAAGAAAGCGAACGCAAUGUCUAUUAUCAUUCUCACCUUCGCAUUGGCAGUGGCUGCUGGGAUAGCGGGACUUUCUGCUGCUUUGUCGAUGGCGACAUCCAGUCCCAGCCCCUGGACGUCCAAGAGCGGUUCAUCUCAAACAAAGAAUGCUCUUUCUACCAUCUCCGCGAUGACGGAAGUGACGACAUCGCCAAAGCUGAGGGAUGUGACGGGAAAUAACAUUUUUUACAGCACGCAGACGGCUCCAAACACGGACUCUGUAAUAGUUCGAAAUAUCUUGCUUGGAAACACCCUGUCAAAGUCUUUUGUAUCUUCAGGUCCUCUCAUGUCUCACAGCACAAGUUCUAGAAAAGUUUCCAGCUCGGCUACCGUUUUCCCUCCCGCAACCGGGACUGUAAGUGUUUAUUCUAAAAGCACCACCCCUACAACACAAAUAGUGUCUGAUGUGUUUAGAGGACCUUUGUUGAGAAUUUUGAUGUCUAUUUCUGGACCAGGGACAUCUACUGAAUCUGAUACAACACCAACACCAACAUCAACACCAACACAUGGCAGCUCUACAUCUUCGAGCUCUGCAUCUUUACCCACAACAUCUGACAGCUCAACACUUUCAGGUAUUACCUAUGGAAGUGUAACAGCGCCUUCUGGUGUCAUGUCUGACAGUCCGGUAACUACGGUUACAAAUGUGAUGUCAGAGAGUGCAACAACGCCUGCUGCUGUUACCUCAGACUGUUCAACAACACCUGUAGGCGUUACUUGUCCCACCACAGUGAUGGCUACAACGGUAGUGUCUGCUAGUAUCAUGUCAGGUAGUCCCCAAACAACUCCUGAAAACAUUGUAAAUAACAAUAGAACAGUGCCUGCAGUUCUUGUGGCUGGUAACAUCACAACACGAUCUGCAAGUGUCAUGUCUGACAGUCCGACAACGCCUGUAAGUGUCGUGUCCGACAGUCCGACAGUGGGUGGUUCGUCUGUGUCUGGUAUUUUCUCAGGAAACACCCAAGUGUCUGAGACCAUGGUGCCCAGUUCAUCCAGGUUUUCAAGCUCCAGUCUGCCUCUGAGCACACUAGUUCCAAACACGAUGACUGUAAGCCAGCACAUCAGUUCGGAGAGAACCUUGCCUGGAGUUACCGGCAUCCCACCCAGCACCAUGUCUGCUUCCUUCUCUGACAGCACAGCUGCUUCUGGAAACAUCUUGCCCGGAAGCUCGACUAAUUCUGGAUACAUACAGUCGGACUCUACCAUCAUGUUUGGAAGCUCGACCCCUGUGUCUGGAAACACAUUGUCUGACAGUCCAACGAUGUCUGCGACCUCAGGAUCUGGAACCAUUCCCAUGUCUGGAAGCUCGCCUGGUGUAAGCACAGAUUCUGUAACAACGUUGUCUGCAAACUCCUUGACGACUGUUGCCACUACAGACAAGCUGACGACGCUGACGACGCCACAGACGACCAAGUUAACAACAUCAACAACUUCUACAACAACGACAACAACGACAGUCGACCCCGUGCGGUGCAAUGGCAAGCUUCCUCCUGUGAGCGUUGAUGCCAGCCUCGCUGUCAUCGCCCCUCAGGUCAUCGGCUACAGGUGCAACGACGGAUUCAAGGAGACAGGCAGAGGGUCGGCCAUCAUAGAAUGCAAGAAGCAGCAGGGUUGGGUGGACGAAGCAGGCAAGGGCAAUCCCGCAGGACUAGAGUGCGAGCGGCUGAGACAAGAGCCCGAAGUGCCUCCGUGGCUGUAUCCAGCGCUCAUCGCUUUGUUGGCGAUGCUAGUUCUUCUUGUCAUCUGUUUCCUUGUCGUCUAUAUUCUCCGAUCACGUGGUGUCUGUGCCAGACGCAAACGGUCUCCAGAGGCAGACCCUCACCUGAGGCGGAAACCGAAUCCUAGCUCCGCUCUCUCACUUCCACCUGGGCAUACGAAUACAACAAUGUCCGGUAAAAAAUGGUCGGGAAACGAAAAAACAAGACGUUCGUUUUGGUCUUCUCAGAUAAAAUCCCACGACAGCCGCGUCUACCCGGCGCCCAUCGCAGGCCUCCGCCAUGGCGACGGGGUACCCUGGGUGGAGGCAUGAGACAUGCCAUGUUAGUGAAUCAUGUCUCGUGAUCAAGGAGUCAGAUCUCAUGGCUGGCCGCUAACGACGCGUCAAGUCUCACAACUGCUUAAUUACAAUGAAUAACCCUAACCCUUGUGAUUUAUUAUUUACAAUUAGACAUACCACACAUGGCUGGGAAUUUGACCCUAAGAGUGUCGCUAAUUGUACUGGAUACCUAUUAUGCUACCUACACCUUUUCCUAAACCAAAUAACAAACACCAUAGCAGAUUUAGGAAUAAUAAUAAUAAUAUGAUGUCUGCACAUUGCGGCCAUGAAUAUGGAAUAGGAAUAGGGAAGGGUGUAAAAUAAUAGUAAUCACUCUCACCAAAACUACACAUACACAUGGAUAGCAGAGGACUACGGCGAGAGUGCCUUUCACAAACAAAAUCCCUGAGACUUGACAAUCAAGGAACUAGUUUCUUCCAGCUAUUUUAAGCUUCUCCCGUCUUCCCAGACCCAAACCUAGACAAAGAGGGCUUUGUGGCACAGUAUUGCGAGUUAAGCCAUGUGUCAAGACUGCAAUCGGACUUUGAAGAUCAGUUUCUACCUGUACAAAGGGGUGCAGAAACUCGAUACAUAAACUUAUGCCACAAGAAGCACAUCUUGAACUAAGAGCAAAGCUUGUCUGAGCAGUCGAUGCAAUGUUUUAGAGAACGAGGCGUCUAAAUGAGCGAGUUUCUUCUUGUUGAUUGUUGUUUCUUGUCCCGUGCCUUUUGUAGUUUUAGACUCUUCCCCUUAACGUAGAUAUUUAGAGGACUAAUUGUAAAAGCGAGAUAUUAUUUCUCAACUCAGGAUGCCAUCGACAUCAUUGACCUACAAUCAUUUUCAUUUUUCUUUCUCCCUUCCCGCUUCCUCGUGAACCUUGCGAGAGCCGCCAGCAGGGGAGGUAAUAACUCAAACGUCGGUCACAAAGUUCUUCUAGUUCAGUCCCCUGAUCUCCGUAGGUUAGUGGUGGAACCGGGAACAGCAGGCAGAUUUUGUGACGAGGCAGUCGUAUGAAAUUCUCAGCUUAAGUGUUUAUAAUUGUUAAUUUUUUAAGAAUACAUUUGAGUGUGUAUAUUGAUGCUUAUAAUUAAUAUAUUUUUAAUAAUGUGAAUGUGACCUGUCGGGUUUUGUUUUUUUACUUUGCUAUUGUUGAUGACCUAUUUCUACAGCUCCGACAGAAAUUCAUUUUGCAGUGGUUUUACCAUGUUGAAUUGUAAAGAUUUACUUGCUGCUAAUAAAUUAAGAGAUUAAAGUGAGAUUUUUCUGUAGUUUAUGCUGGAAAUAUGUAUUCCAAUGACUGCAUUUUGCCAACGGCAACCUCGCUAAAAAUUCGAAAAUAAAAACUAUAUUGUUGUUUGGGUCAGUUCAUGAGAAAUGUGUGACCUAUAAACAUACAUAAAAACACAUAAAAUACGCAUGUACAGACGCACACACAUUCAUGCAUACAUACAA